AUGGGUAUAAUUCGACACGGGUUGAUUCCUCGGGUCAAAGGUGAGUUCGGUGGUCCUGUUGGUCGGGGAAUCGUCAGCUUGAGCAGCCGGUCGCUGUCAACUUUGACUGCUGCCGGCGCCAGAUCCGGUCAAUUGGCUACUGUGGGUCUCGUUCAUACAAAUUCCACAAGAAAUACGAGUUCGCCAUUAUUGUUUGUCAUUGGCAGACGGUUCCAAUCGACGGUUCAGAAGGAAUCCGUCAAAAAGGACGACAAACCUGCUGCUGCUGCUGCUGCCGCGGCUGUCUCGGGCUCGGGGUCUUCAUCCGGUUCGUCGGCCACUGCUUCAUCAUCUGAUUCAGCAACUGCUUCAAAAACUGGCUCGACUGGCUCGACAACUGGUUCAAGUUCUUCUGGCACUACUGAGACUGCACCAGCCAAAGUGGAGAAAAAACUCACUAUAUGGGAAAAAGUCAAGCAUGAAGCGCAACAUUACUGGGAUGGUACUAAACUGCUCGGUUAUGAAUUCAAAGUGUCGACUAAACUGCUUGCUAAAAUGGCAGCUGGAUAUGAGCUGACAAGAAGAGAGAACCGUCAACUGAACAGAACUCUUCAGGAUAUUAUGCGAUUAGUUCCAUUUUCCAUGUUCAUUCUUGUUCCCUUUGCCGAACUUUUAUUGCCAUUUGCAUUGAAAAUCUUCCCCAACUUACUUCCUUCUACUUACGAGUCUGGUAAGGACAAGGAAGCCAAGACCAAGAAACUCCGGAAAACUCGAGGUGCCGUGUCGCAGUUUUUGCGUCAGACCGUCACUGAAAGUGGAAUGGUGUUCCCAGUAGUGGUCAACCCCGAGCAAAAAGAGCAGUUUGCCACUUUUUUCAAGCAAGUCAAGUCUAGUGUGCAACAACCAUCAAGAGAACUGCUCAUUUCAGUAGCAAGAUUGUUUAAAGAUGACGUUGUUCUCGAUAAUUUGUCGCGUCCUCAACUGGUAGCUAUGGCCAAAUAUAUCAAUAUCCAUCCGUAUGGAACCAGUGUGAUGCUUCGGUACUCGAUUCGUCACAGAAUGAGACAGAUUAAACAAGACGACCGAGCCAUUGACUAUGAAGGAGUCGAGUCUCUGUCGGUUCCUGAGCUGCAAUCUGCCUGUGCUUCCAGAGGUAUCAAGACCUAUGGAAUAUCACCAGCCAAACUUCGUGACGAUCUGACCACAUGGUUAGAGCUUAGAUUGCACCAGAAAGUGCCCAGUACACUUUUGAUUCUCAGUUCGGCGUAUACUUACGGCGAGCCUGAUAACCUUGAUUCGUACUAUGACGGUAUUCAAGCUGUGUUAAGCGCACUUCCUGAAGAGUUAUACCACGAAGCCGAGCUCGAAGUGUCGUCUACAUCUGCCACUAACAAGCAACGUCUCGAGGUGUUGAAGGAGCAACAGGAGCUCAUUCAGGACGAAAACGACGAGGAAAUGGAGAGCGGCCAUGUCAUCAAAGUCAGAGACCACCUGAGUAUCGAGGACGACGAGCCUGUAGCGGCCGAAGUGCCCAAAGAAAAGAGCGAUGCCGCCACCAACGCUGCCAACGCCGUCAAAUCGGCUGCUGCUGCUGCUGGACAGGCCAAAAAAGAAGCCGACAACCGGGACUAG
Messenger RNA from Sugiyamaella lignohabitans, 1611 nucleotides. It is a transcript of the gene YLH47, whose product is annotated as Ylh47p. The record is from RefSeq and is a predicted model, not a curated record. Bases 1 to 1611 code for a protein of 536 amino acids. NCBI's taxonomy places the organism in Eukaryota, Fungi, Ascomycota, Dipodascomycetes, Dipodascales, Trichomonascaceae. Gene Ontology annotation, biological process: intracellular monoatomic cation homeostasis. Gene Ontology annotation, molecular function: ribosome binding. Gene Ontology annotation, cellular component: mitochondrial inner membrane. The transcript is spliced from 2 exons.